CCUCACAAUUUUCCCCCCAGUUUUGAAUACAUGUUUGGAGUAGAUCUUGUCCCAAUGUUAACAAUUGGGUUCUUUUUUAUAAUUGGUGUACUUAUUGCCUUAAAUAUCCCACGGCUAAGAGUUUCCUGGUUCAAGUGUUUCAUUGCAACAUUUGCCAUCUCCUUCUUUGUCAGCAUUCUUUGGAACUGGCUCUAUCUGUACAAGGAGGCCUAUGCAAAACACCAGAGCAAAUUAAUGAAAGUGGAAAAAUAUAAAGAAUGGUACAGAACCAGUUGGACUUUUCAAAGUGACCCUUGUGAGGAAUACCUAAAGAUCAUCCUAAUUGACCCCUUUAUCGAGGUACCGGCAAUCAAGGCAUUUGUGUACACAUUGACCACCUUCAUCAUAGAGCCACUGAGGGCCUUAGGAGAAGGGAUGGGUGGUUUCUUUCAAGCACUCUUCAAAGAUCUACCAUUUAUCCUUUGGAUACCAGUUCUCAUCAUUAUUGCCAUAUUAAGUUUGGGAGCUCUUGUGGUAGGACUGCCAGCAGUUUUCCAUCAAGUCAGACAUUUUCUACCCUGGUUGGAUAGAAACCAGGGUGCACAAGCACUUAACCAACUCCAAAAUGACAAUGUCAGGAUAGAUUAGAAUGUCACCCAACAGCACCAAGGAAGAGAGACCAAUAUACAGAUUCUGACAAGUGCUGACCAUCCACAAACUGAGGGGGUUCCUGAAGCUGAGGGGGGCCAGGUAAACACUGAUGAGAGGAAUAAUAUCUCUAUUAAGUCCGGCUUUGAAGACCAGCAGGAGAUGCGGUAGGAGGUCAGGCGGAGUACUGUGACUCCAACAGACCAAGCAAAAGGCAAUCAACCUAAAUUAGAUUAUUCACAGGCAAAGAAUAAAAAGAUAAAAGCAGAGAAGAAAGGUUCUCAUGAUGAGCCUUGUGGAGACAGUGCAGCACCUGCACCUUUGGCGUACAGGUGAGUUAGUUCUAAUAAUUAUUCAGCUAAAUCACUCUAAGAUUAUGAAAGCACAAUUUAACACUGUAAUGUUGUGAUGUCUCAGAAUGUGGAAAAAUGGGACUCAUUUUUGAAAAUCUGUCCAUGCAGUAGAAAGUGUGUCUGGAUCCCACAGAUUCACACUGAAAAUGUUUCUGCUUAGAAGAUAUGAUCGGAUCCAAUGGGUUACCUGUACUUAUAGCUGAAAGCUAAAUAAAAUUGGUAUUUAUAAUCAGUGUUGGCUGUUCACUUCAAAAAGCAUUAAAUGAGAACAAUUGGAUUCAAAUUAAGCUGAACCAAUACUGAGCAAUUUGUUGUCUGGUCUGCAGCACUGUGGCUGCAUUAAGGAAGAGCUGAUUGUAUCAGGAGGACUUUGUUUCCAUUGAUUCUCUCUUAAACUGAUUUAGUUCAGACUUUUUUUUUUUUACACUUUGCUUAAAUAUUUUAUCUAUUUCCUAUAAUCAUGGUGCUGGGUCCAGAUUCACAAAACUACAAGAUAGAUUCAUGAAACUUGAAUGUGCAAUAACCAAAUACUUGGUUUAGUCUGAUAAUUUAAGUUUCUUUCUUGCAUUAAACACAUACAACUUGAAAUAUUUACACAAGUUAUUUUAGAAUGUCUGUUUUAAUAUUUUUUAAAUAUUUUUUUUCCUAUUAUAAAAUAUAAAAAGAGUGCAGACAAUAUGAAUGAGUGCAAUAUUUUUACUUAGAUUCUUAAAAUCAUGGAUUUUCAGCUCAUAUCGACUGCUGCGGCAGGUGUUGGGUAAAUCGGCUCUUGCUUUACUUGUUCUUAAAAAUCUGCCUGCCUCUACUUCUGCUUAAAAGGAUUUUCAUGUUUGGUCAGACAUUGUAUCUUUCUUUGUAAAAUGGGCUUUGUUUUUGUGUAGACUUAUACUGUAAGACAUUUAAACAAAUAUGCAAUUAGACACUGUUGCCAAGCACUAGUCAACCAUGUAAUAAAGUUAUUACAG
Molecule: messenger RNA, 1945 nt
Organism: Gambusia affinis (western mosquitofish)
Lineage: Eukaryota; Metazoa; Chordata; Actinopteri; Cyprinodontiformes; Poeciliidae
Product: chloride channel CLIC-like protein 1
Exons: 7
Coding region: 31-627 (198 amino acids)
Cellular component (GO): membrane; endoplasmic reticulum
Molecular function (GO): chloride channel activity
Source: RefSeq, a predicted model, not a curated record